AACUGUGCCUUGUAAGACCUCUCCGCGGAUCGGUGUUUAUUUAUGUGCGGUGUUUAUUUAAAACGUUGCUAUUGUCUUGGCUUCCACUCUUACAAGCAAAUCUUACACUGCCAAUUAAAACCAAACACGAAUAAAUAAGAUGAAACAUUCUUGGGAAUUUUGAGCAGCCAUUGUCGGGAGUUUUAUCUGAUUGCAGUCAAUUGUUGUUCCAUUUACGCAAACAAUAAAAAGAAAUCUCAUUGCGAUUUGAACUCAAAUUAUAUGCAGAUUAUAUAUUGAUCAUCGGAUUAGACUAAUUGCAUUUGUCCUUAUCGUAUAGAUAAUAUCUAACGUUUAAUUACUGGAAAUCCCAACAUAAACACACUCGUAGAGGAAGUCUACUUUACGCUUCUCACUAAGCUUUCGUGUUGGAUUCCAAUUGUUUGUUCAACGGACGGACGACUUUCUUGCACAUGUACUUAUAGGGGCAGCCAGCCAGAAAGAAGGAGAGAGAGAGAGAAAGAGAGAAGAGGGGCUUAUGAUGAUGGGGCUAGCUUAUUCCGAUCAUAACGCUUGAGGCUCGUGUGGCGAGCGGUUGAUCUCCCAUCGCGUCAGAUUCCGAUUCCGAUUCCCACUGCCGUCGCCCGCUGAUUAACGCUGGACGCAAUCAGAACAAAUCAGCAUUAAUUCAAUCAAUGAUUAAGACUGACAGCGAUCGUCUCAGCUGUGCACAGAAGAUGUUCCUUGUGUUCAUCCUGGCCCUGACACUGAUAGGCCCUGCCGCCGCCUGGCCACAGGUGCAGACAAUUGGAGCGGCUCGGCCCGAUGAAGAUGGGGACAGACUGAAGCUUUGGCUGACAAUCAAUGCGCGCAAGCGUUUUCUGGAGAUCUCCUGGAAGAAUGCCCCAGCCCGAAUGGGAGACAAUGUCCUGCUGACAGUCCAGGAUCCGCACAGCUUCGAGCGGCGUACACUGCCAACGGGAACGCCUUUGGCUUCCUUUGCCAAUGACGAAGGCAGUGGUUCCGGCGAUGGUGCGGUCGACUAUGUGCCCCUGCAGGGAUACACAAGGAAGCCGCUUAUUUCGCUGACCAAGAAGAAGUCGCCUUCGUCGCAGCAGUACUGGGUGGCCAACGAGGGUAGCGCCCAAGUAGUUGCCGCCAUUCAGCCCAGCCUCUCCACCCAGUGGUUCACCACGGGCGUGCCCUUCGACUAUGCGCUGUCGCGUAAUGUGACCGCCCAGACCUCCUGCUAUGGCUACUGGGCCAGCUACAUCAAUGCGGAGGGACGCAUUCUGGCCAAGAACUGUGUGAGAGCCUAUCCCCGCUGGAUGAACGAGCUGCGUUCGGUGGUGGACGAGCUUCGACUGCGAGAUCUCUUCAUACCAGGCACCCAUGAUUCCGGCUCGUAUCGCCCCAAUUUCGAUCCACUGCUACGCGAGGGUCUGGUGACCAAAUAUGCCCUCACCCAAGAUGACGACAUAAUGGGACAGCUAAUGCAUGGCGUGCGAUAUCUGGAUAUACGUGUGGGCUACUAUCGACCAUCUGUGGAGAAGUUUUUCAUCUACCAUGGCAUCACGAAGCAGCGCCCGCUGCAGGAAGUCAUCAAUCAGGUCAAGGAUUUUGUCCAUGAAACCAAUGAGAUUGUCAUUUUUGGACUCAAGGAGUUUCCAGUGGGCUUUGGCAAGAACUUGGGCGUCCAUCGUCUGCUGGUCAGUUAUCUGCGCGAACAGUUCCAGGAUCUGAUUGCACAUCCCUCAUUGGGAUGGCGCGCCUCCCUGCGCGACAUUUGGUCCAGGCAACAGAAUGUGAUACUAGCCUACGACAAGCAUACCAUUGUGGAGGAGUUUCCCCAACUGCUGUUCGGCGCCGUGGAACAGCGCUGGGGCAACGUACAGACCUGGCCGCGUCUCGAGACGUAUUUGCGCAACAUCAACGACUUUGAUGUGUCACGCUUCUCGAGUCGCCCGGUGGCUGAUAUGGCCGAGCUGACGCCGGAAACCUGGGAUGUCAUACUCGAUAAGCACGGCGGACUCCGUAAAAUGGCCGACACUAUCAAUUGGCGUGUAUCGCAGCUGUAUCGGGAUGAGCUGGGCGAAAAUUCCAACAUUGUGGCGGCGGAUUUCAUACGCGGCACCACCAUAGUAGAGACAGCCAUCGAUUGGAAUCGUCGCAAGAUUGCCUAUUAAGUAAUUAAGUAGACAUUUAGCAUUUAAAAACAGCAACAUUUAUCAGCAAGAAAAAACGUUUACAAAUUUAUGGCCAGCAAGUGGCUGUUGUUUGUUCCCUAAACAUGUCACAAUAUCUAUGUAUGUAGUUUGUUCCCAUAUCAAAAGCAGCACUGCACUUCCUGAUGUAUAUUCAAAAAAGGAAUGUGGCAUCAGGAAGAAAUUAUAAAAUGCAUUCUAUUCUAUUGGGCAAGGCCUUCGGGGGUUACACUCGUAUAUCGUAUAGCAGGUAUAGUAAAAUAAAUGUGUUAGCUGUUGAGUUUGCUCAAAUAAAUAAACGCACUACGGGGAAACUAAA
Drosophila obscura is the source of this 2502-nucleotide messenger RNA. RefSeq names its product PI-PLC X domain-containing protein 1 (gene PLCXD). The record is from RefSeq and is a predicted model, not a curated record. The transcript is spliced from 3 exons. Gene Ontology annotation, molecular function: phosphoric diester hydrolase activity. NCBI's taxonomy places the organism in Eukaryota, Metazoa, Arthropoda, Insecta, Diptera, Drosophilidae. Gene Ontology annotation, biological process: lipid metabolic process. Bases 675 to 2165 code for a protein of 496 amino acids.